This is a messenger RNA of Tinamus guttatus (white-throated tinamou), 1776 nucleotides long. Lineage: Eukaryota; Metazoa; Chordata; Aves; Tinamiformes; Tinamidae. The record is from RefSeq and is a predicted model, not a curated record.
AUGAAGAAGUCCCGUGGUGGCGGCCUUGGUUCCCGCAGACAGAAAGAGCUGCCAACAGAACCCCCUUUCACAGCAUAUGUGGGAAAUCUACCUUUCAACACUGUUCAAGGAGACAUAGAUGCUAUCUUUAAGGAUCUCAGUGUAAGGAGUGUACGACUAGUCAGAGACAAGGAAACAGACAAAUUUAAAGGAUUUUGUUACGUGGAGUUUGAUGAGGUGGAAUCACUCAAGGAAGCUCUUACGUAUGAUGGUGCACUUUUGGGUGACCGAUCACUCCGAGUGGACAUAGCAGAAGGCAGAAAACAGGAUAAAGGUGGUUUUGGCUUCAGAAAAGGUGGACCUGAUGACAGAGGAAUGGGAGGAGGUCCCCGAGAAUCCAGAGGAGGUGGAUGGGAUCCCAGAGAUGACUUCAAUUCUGGAUUCAAAGAUGAUGACUUCUUGGGAGGUCGGGGUAGAGGAACUCGUCCCGGAGACCGGCGACCACCUGGUGCCUCAAUGGGAACUGGUGGCACCGGUCGCUUCAGAGAUGGGCCUCCCCUUCGUGGAUCUUCCAUGGACUUCAGAGAGCCAACAGAAGAGGAAAGAGCACAGCGGCCCCGACUUCAGCUCAAGCCUCGAACAGUUGCUACUCCCCUCAAUCAAGUAGCCAACCCCAACUCUGCUAUCUUUGGUGGAGCCAAACCCCGAGAGGAAGUAGUAAAAGAGCACGACUGAGCUUGGGGUUGAGAGGGAAUGGGGAGGCGGGAGAAAAAGCAAGACAGUACAGAGUGACUAGCUCUGCUGGAAUGUCAACCCUGCAGUUUACCAUUCCUGCCAUCUGGCAUUUGUCCUCUUUAAAACCGAAAACACAGAGCUUGUGAAUGCAUGUCAGCUGUUAACAAGUGGUUUUUAGUACGUUCUUGGCUUUGCUGUAUCUAGUGCCUGCUUUGUGCUGAGUUUCCCUCUUCUGUUUCCUUCCAAGCAGCACACUUGCCAGUAGGUAAGGCAGUGUAGCUGCUUCCACCAAUGCGGAGGUCUCUGGACAAAUGUGCUGCUUCACCUCCUCCUUUCUGGGUUUGUUUUACUUUAGAAGCACAGGUUAGGCUUAGUUACUACCCUGUAUUGUUUCCUUUUACUUCCUCAGUGCUCCUCUUCUGACCUGCAUGUCUUGUUCUGUAUUGCUGUGGCUCUGAAGAGGAAAGCUGGAGAGUCCAGACAAGUUGAGCAGUUAGAGUAAUUUACAGUUCUAACCAUGUAGUGAGAUACCAUUGAUGACAAUUGAUGAUAGAAUUACUGUAUACAGCAUAAUUCUUUAUUAAAAUCGAGGGGGAUCACUGCCCUUUCACGCAGGUCACUGUGAAAUACCAGCUUAAUAGAUGCAAAUAAAAUUAGCUGAGAGUAAACCUGGUGAAUUGGUAGCAUCUCUAUAGAUAAAGCAUCUGCCAGUAGACUUCUGGCUUUUGACUUCAAAAUGGCAUAACACUACACUUCUGAGCUCAAGGUUAGUGCUGCAAAAAUGUGCCUGUUUGAGCACAACUCACUGGCUCUUCCUGCUUAAAUUUCUUUGGGUUUUACAUGUUUGGUAAAUUUUUAAAUGAAGUUUAUACAAAUAAAAUUGACUUUUUUAUUUUUGUUUAAGGAGUGUAUACUUUGCCAUGCAAUAUGUAAUUGCCAUUAUCCUCUGUAUUUCUUCAGCUAGUGGUGUACAGUUUAAGACCUCUGCUUUCAGAAUGCCUUGAGAAGGGGCAGAUAAGAAUCCAAUAUGCUUUAGAUCCUGCUCAUGUAGAAGUUUGGGUA